Penicillium soppii is the source of this 438-nucleotide messenger RNA. RefSeq lists its product as uncharacterized. The transcript has a single exon. Bases 1 to 438 code for a protein of 145 amino acids. Lineage: Eukaryota; Fungi; Ascomycota; Eurotiomycetes; Eurotiales; Aspergillaceae. The record is from RefSeq and is a predicted model, not a curated record.
AUGCACGGAGACCCGACAUUCGUCAUCCUAAAGUACCAGACAUGGCUAGACACGUCUAAAUUUGAAGACAAGAUCCUCGGAGCUAUUGUGAAGGAGUUCCUUCAGCCAACAAACAAUUACGUACCAGACUCGCCCCUCCAGUACACGACUCAUGAUCCGGUAGAGAACGCCUUUACGGACUUCGUCCUCGACACUUCUGCGUCCACGGGUCACGAGAUUAGCGGCUCACUUGGAUCCAUCGCCGGCGUCUCCUUUCAUGGUAGCAAGGAUGCAAGCGUGCACUUGAAGGGCAAGCUGAUCCGGUGCAAGCGUCUACAGCAGCACGACCGGUUCUGGUCAGAGCUGAAAAAGGACCCGACCUUCAAGGCUGCGUCCCAGGGUGGGUGGCUAAGUCCAAGCACGCCGCAUGGCCCGCGUGCCUGGUUGUCAGUAUCAUGA